Podarcis lilfordi (Lilford's wall lizard) is the source of this 3425-nucleotide messenger RNA. Lineage: Eukaryota; Metazoa; Chordata; Lepidosauria; Squamata; Lacertidae. The record is from the annotation of a GenBank genome assembly.
AUGGAAUGGGACUUUCGACCCCAAAGGCGUGGCCUGGGCUAUUGGUGGGGGCAAUUCAGUCAUGGGAAACUGGAGCACCGAAGUCCCACUGGCCGGUUUGGACAACGACUAGACAUGGUGGGCGAGGCAACACUGAGGAUCAAAAACCUGGAGUUGGAUGAUACUGGAAUCUACAAUACUCGUAUCUGGUUUACUAAGGCACAUUUUCAAGAAAAGCGUUUCAGCCUCACCGUUUAUGGUAAGUUACUGCUUUCACUGUUUGGCUCAUGGAAUAGGAUCAGCACCAUUUUGCAACAUUAGCACUGGGAGAGGUGGGACCCAAAAUUUAUGCUGUUUUCAUUUGUGUUCCACAGAGCCAGUGCCAACACCACAGAUACACCACCAAGUGGAAUCCAAGACUCCAGAUGGAUGUAAUGUGACCUUGCGAUGCCUCACACCUGGAAGGGAAGAUCUCAGUAUCUCCUGGGAAACAGGGGGUCCACACAGGGCCUUAGGAAAGAGUGUGAAUCAGUACCAGGUUUCUGACAAUGGCCGGGAGCUCCGUGUCUCCUUCUGGAACAGUUCUUUGGGCUCCAAAUUCACCUGCCUGGUCAGCAAUCCUGUUGAUCAAAAGAGAGCCUCCUUUGACUUGCUCAACAUCUGCCAGAGUGAUGAAGGUGAGCAAUAUAUCCUUUCCUUCAUUAUCCAGAGGAGGUCUUUGUGGUGGCGAAAAGGCAGGCUAGCCCUUAACAUGAGGGGUUUGUAUUAAUAAAUGCUGCUUUUUGAGUGCUUGUGAGCAGAAAUGGAGCAUACACAGAGCUCCUUGAAGACUGAUCUGAUCCUGUGAAUUGCUGCUGCUGCCCCCAUCUUCACCUUUUCCUGCCUUAAGAAAUGGAUUCAGAGCAGGAAAGUGUUUCCGACAGGCAUUCACAGCCCAAAUCAUUGCAAUACAAAGGGGAAAGAUUAGAAACACGUGCUUAUCUCUUGUUAUUUAUUCUACUGCUCUCAGCCAGGUGUGAGCAUGAGGCUCUGAGUCUUGGGAUCAUGGGAUCAAGCCACAUCUUGGGCCAAAGAUUCCUGCAACGCAGAGGGAUGGACUAGAUGACUCUAGUUGUCCCUUCCAACUCUACAAUUCUAUGAUUCUGUGAGACGCAUUCUGGCAAUUGUUAUUAGAGUAUGUUUUGAGAAACUCAAACUUAAGAAAUGGAUUCAGAGCAGGCAAGUGUGUCUGGCAGGGCAUUCACAGUCCUGAAUGGGACAGAUCAGCAACACUUGCUUAUCUCUUGUUAUUUAUUAUACUCCUCUUGGCCAGGUGUGAGCAUGGGGCUCUGAAUCUUGGGGUAAUGGGUUCAAGCCACUCCUUGGGCCAAAGCAUCCUGCAAUGCAGGGGGUUGGACUAGAUGACUCUAGUUGUCCCUUCCAACUCUACAAUUCUAUGAGAGUCAUUCUGGUGUUUGUUAUUGGAGUAUAUUUUGAGAGACUCUUAUUGCUCAUUGCAGGUGGACAAUUUGGACUCUUGAGUUGGAGUCCAUUGCUUAUCUCUUCUGUCAUAGUUCUUCUGGUGAUAUUGGUGAUGGAGAUGCGCUGGAAGAUCAUAUUUAAAAGGCGUAGAAGAGGUAGGACCAUCUCUAUGGAUCUUCUUCCCAUCUCUCCUGAGAUGGGGGCUUCCUGCCUAAUAUACAUCUACCUUUCUUUUGCUUAUCCUGAGAGGCAGAGACUGGUCAGUGCCAUGGACUCAAUAAUGUGUCUCAUUUUGCACUCUACAGGUGAUCUCUCUGUGAACUCAAAGAGGAGCCACACAGAAGAUGGUGAUUAUGAGGUGAGAUGAUCGGUGUGCAAAGGAAUGAAGGCGUCAUUGGUAGAUAAUAACAAUGAAAGUAUCUGAUACAUUUGGGAUGAAUUUAUUACCUUAUUAUUAUUAAAGUUGCAAUCUGUUAUUUUUAAAGAAACAACAGUAAACGCAACAAGAAACAGAUUUCAAACAGGCCAGUGGCCCGAUAAUAAAUGGCCAUCAAUUUGGCACAACCCGUCCCUACGAACCAUCUCUGCUCGUCUGCAGGAGGCUUCUCUUAAAAUUACCUUUCGCUGGCACAGGACUUCAUCACAUCGAGCCAAAAUAUACUCUAGCAUCUCUCCCUUAUGCUGGAAAGGCUCAUAGUUCCAUUUAUGAUGGAGCUGCAUGUUGUAAUACUCCUUUUUGGAAAAGGUGUUUCACGCUGUUUCCAAAAUUACGCAGCAAUUCCUUCCUUGCCUUGUUAACAUUAGACUCAAAUUUAAACAAUAACUUUAAAUGCAGAGACUUUGUAUUUUUACAAUUAUCAGAAGCCUAAUAGCAAGAGGCCAAUACUGGAAACAACCUAUAGAAAUCCCCACUGAAAUCUGGGUAAAUAACAUUUGGAAUGUGGCUCUAUCUGAACGUCUUACUCACCAUAGAAGGGUAAUUAAAGGCACUUAAUAGACACUUUUGGCGAGACUUUGCUGCCAUUCUAUUCCUUUAUAAAAUGAGACAGAGUAUACUUUUAUUCCACACACAGCAUAAGAAUCUCUAAGGAGAGGAUACUUGAACUGACAAUGCAUAAGUAAAUGUAUUGUUUAUGUACUGUGUGCUGCACAUGAAACUUAAUAAGAAUAUACCAUUGGACAAGUUAUUGUAGUUACAUGUUGUCCUUGUAUUUACAUUAAACUAAUAAAAAAUUAUUUGGAUUAAAGAAACCAAAAACAGGCCAAUGACCCAAAACUCCUGAUCAAAAGACCUAACAAAUGAAUUAUGGCACAAGGGGAGGCAGGCAGCUUGUGCAAAGAUCCUGUUCCCAUCAGGGAAACAUGCAUGCCCUUUAGCAUGAAUAAAGUGAGCAGAAUUGAACCCUCCCCUCUCCAGCUAGUGAAUGGAGAAUCCAGCCCUCUGGACACAGGGCUCUGCUUCCCACUUCCUCCCCCCCAGUGAACCCAACAGGAUUGCGUUCUCCCCUCACCAGCUGUUCUGGACUCUCCCCAAAAUACUAAUUUUAUCCUUUUAUCAAUGAUAAUAACUGAGUGCUGGAGAAUGGAAAUGACAUAUUUUUGUCAAUUCCAAAUGGCCAAUUCCACCCACUCUCUUAGGGACUUAGUUAUGGCAUGUUCUCCAGUGGAACUAGAAAGCAAGCCCUAAAGGCUGGAACAGAGGUGCAGGGAAGAUGCAAAUGGGUAUCCUUUCUUAGAGAACUCUGGACCUGGACGGGACUUUAAUUUUCUCCAGGGUUCAGGGGAGCCCAGAUGCCCAGAAAUUCUUUUAGGAGUUGAAUCCCCAGAGUCCCACCUGUCAUAUUUUUUCUCCAAUGCAGAUUGAACACUGCAUCCCACAGAUCAACAUGGGAGAUCAGCCACAUCUCCUGCAGAAACUGCCAAGGAAUUCAUUGAAGGUUCCUCAGGGGAAAGACCCAUUGAAGACUCUGAAAGCUGCCAGUUGA